This is a messenger RNA of Lactuca sativa (garden lettuce), 3747 nucleotides long. The record is from RefSeq and is a predicted model, not a curated record. NCBI's taxonomy places the organism in Eukaryota, Viridiplantae, Streptophyta, Magnoliopsida, Asterales, Asteraceae.
CCACCAAUGAAACAAUAUCAUAAAUAUCAUCGAAACUGCAUAUAAACAUUCACUUCAAACAGAUCAACCAAAACAAAUGGCGACCACAAUUGCAGAGCUGGUAUUCAUCCCUGCACCUGGGGUUGGUCAUAUCAUGUCCACCAUCGAGAUCGCAAAACUACUCGUGAGUCGAGCUCACCACCUAUCUAUCACUGUCCUUGUAAUAAAGCCGCUUCCUAAUCCAACCUUCGGUUCUGGCUCAGCUAUCACCACAUACGUAGAUUCGUUAUCUAAAAGCACCAUGGAUCGCAUAUCCUUCAUUCAACUCCAUCAAGACGAAACCCCACCAGUUAUGGACUCCAAAGCUCCGGUGGCUUCCACUCAAGCAUUUAUCAAUAGUCAUUGCAAAUACGUAAGAGACGUCGUGGCCGAUAUGAUAAAUAAACCGGGUUCAGGUCGGGUCGCAGGGUUCGUCGUUGACAUGUUUUGCACGGCGAUGAUAGAUGUCGCUAAUGAGUUUAAUGUUCCCACCUAUGUUUUCUUCACUUCUAAUGCUGGUUUUCUUGGAUUUAUGUUCUAUAUCCAGACACUUUGUGAUGAUCAUAAGCAAGACAUUCUUGAAUUAAGCAACAGCUCAGAUGCCAUGAUAUCAAUUCCGAGUUUUGUCAAACCGGUGCCCACGAAGGUGUUUCCAGCCACUAUCAAGUCUAGAGAAGGGCUGGAGAUUUUUCUGUGGUCUGCUCGGAAACUUAGACAAGCUAAAGCAAUCAUGGUUAAUACAUUCAUGGAAUUGGAAACACACGCGAUCAAGUCAUUAAUGGAAGACAGCACCAUUCCGCCGGUGUAUGCAGUGGGCCCCAUACUCAACCUAGAAGCUGCUGCCGGAAACUUGUCGGAAAAUGAUGUCAUUAGGUGGUUGGACAGUCAACCGCCUUCUUCGGUGGUGUUCUUGUGUUUCGGGAGUAUGGGAAGUUUUGAGGAGGUCCAAGUAAAGGAGAUAGCACAUGCUUUAGAGCGGAGUGGCUACCAUUUUGUUUGGUCCCUCCGUCGUCCUCCGUCAGAUCAAACAAACAGAGCCCCAACUGAUUACGAGGAUCCAGCAACCAUAUUGCCAGAAGGAUUCCUAGAACGCACUGCCGGAAUCGGAAAAGUGACUGGGUGGGUCCCACAGGUAGCUUUGCUAGCUCACCAUGCAGUAAGAGGGUUCGUAUCUCACUGUGGGUGGAACUCGUUGUUGGAGAGUUUGUGGUUCGGUGUACCAUCGGCGACAUGGCCGAUCUACGCCGAGCAGCAGAUUAAUGCGUUUGAAAUGGUGGUGGAGCUUGGAUUGGCAGUGGAGAUAAAAUUGGAUUAUAAAAAGGAUAUGUUUAAUCACGAGGCGGAUGAGGUGAUAGUCAUGGCGGAGGAGAUAGAAAGAGGAAUAAGACGACUGAUGGAGGAUAACGACGUUAGAACCAAGGUGAAAGAGAUGAGCGAGAAGAGUAGAGUGGCCGUGAUAAAGGGUGGUUCUUCGUAUGCAUCUGUUGACUAUAUUAUUCAAGACUUUGGCACAAAACUAUCUAGCAAAGAAGAUGAAUUCAAGAAACAAGGAUAAACGUUGGAGUUACUCAUCGUCUCUGACAAGAAACCACCGUACGCCACCACCUCAUCUGGACCGGCACCAACUAUGCCAUCUGGAAGUUCUUGUUACCUUCCUUCUACUACUCUCACCGACGGCCAAUUUGUUAAUGGAGAUGACGACCUUCACUACCGGCAUGACCUAACGAUGUUUUGUGCUUAAAAAAUCCAGAAAUCAGAUGUAAUUAAAGGCAGCAUAAUCGGCCUCAUUCAUCUGCUUAAUUUCAUUAAUGGUGAAAUCGAAUGAGCCUUAAACAAUUGAAAAUAAGGUAUUGUUCAUCUUAGUUAACACUUCUUCACUUUCUGAAUGAUUAAUUUGUUUGUUUUUUAAUGAUCCCAAAACUUUUGAAAUCUUUGGUUAUCUCGUUCAAGUACCUACUUAAUUUCUAUUGUUGAUUUCAAAUGCAAAAGUUCCAUAUCAAAUUCAUUUAUUGGAUUUUUACUUUUAAGAUUAAAAUGGAUGGAAUCGCCGUGGAUUUUCAGGGAAAAAACAAAGUUGAGAAAUUUGAGAACAUUAGGUACCAAAAUAAUAUUUAAUCUGGAAUUUAAGGCAUACUUAUAGUAUUUGUAAAGAAAAUGAAUUUGAUUUUCUAAUUUCCAAGGAAAAGACAAUAAAAUCUUUAGACAAGCAAUUGUGUAAUGGGUUAUAAAAUCUAUGUCCUAAAGCUAAUAUGGAAAGGGCUAAGAACCUUAAAGGGAAAACACUUACAUAAGGAUGUUAUGCUUAUUUAUAACAAUUUUUAUACAAUGUUGAAUCUUUGUUAAUUUGGGUGCAGACUCUAUAAUUUAGAGUUUUCUCUGGCUUUUUAUUAAUGGUUUAGUCUAGAAUCAUCAAUGUUUUUUGUGAAAGGGAUAAUCUUCUUGAGUAAUUUAUUAAUAUUUUUGCAACCUGAACUUCAAUUUGGAGAUAAUCACUUCGACAAGUUGUUGAUUUUCCCUUAACUUGAACAAGGUAUUCUAGAUGAACCAACACAGAUGAAAUAUCUCUAGAUUUCAAAUUUACAUCUUAAUUAUAAUGGUUUUGUUAAUAUCAGUUACAUAAAAGGAAAUCUUUUUUGUGUUGCUGUUUUAGUGUCAUUACUUGAAGAUUUCAUAAAAAUUCAUAUUUGUAGCAUGUUUGUUGAUAGUUGUCAUAUUUUUGGUUUGGAGUGUUUACUAAUGCAUUGAGCAUUUUACCCUGUCAUGUCAUUUCUGGUGUGCAGUGGCUUUGGUGCCCCUGCUUGAAGUUUUCUUCCAUAUUAUUUACUGGUAUGUCACUUGUUGCUAUCUUGGCUGUUAGGGAAUUUUAAUGUGAUAUUUUUACCCUUUUACCCUUGUUGGGUUUCACUUCUCUCUCAAUUGUUUUGUUGUUUAUGUUUCCUAUGGUUUAUUUUCUUGUAUUCUAGUAUUGUUUGGUGUAUUUUUUUCAGCUUCCCACUGGAGUAUUUGUUUUAAUAUAUUCAUUGUUAAAAAAAUCUUAAUUUGUUACAUGUUCAUGACCGUUGUGAUAUUCUUUGGUGAAGGAGACGAGCAAAAAAAUCAAAGUUUCCAUUGGAAUGUGAAUAUUUGAAAUUGCUCAUGAGAAUGACUUAGAGCUUGAAGGUUGGUUCAAUAUAUGCAACUAAACUAAAUAUAGCAAUCAUCUUUCAUUCACAAUGAUUUUGCUUAAAUAAUGAUUGUGCAUUUAGUUAAAGGAGAAUGUAAAGGAUCACUGGCUUCUUCUAUGAUGUCAUUGUGAUUGUAUGAUGUUUGUUACAUACAUUUCACUCAUGGAGAAUAUUGUUUAGUUAGUGAUAGCUCAAUAUUCAAUAUCUUUAGAACAACUUUAAAUUUCGAUCCUCUGUAAUAUGCGACAUUGUUGUUGCAGGAAUGGAACAAGGAUAUCUUUUGUCAACAAGUUUUGAACCUGUACUACCUAAGUGAUCCAAAACUUCACAUGAUGUAACAAAGUUCAAGAACAAUAGAUGAAGUGGUGAUCCCAAAAUUCUCUUGAUGUCAUUAAGUGCAAGAAUAAUAUAUCAUAAAGUGCAAGAAUAAUAUAUCAUUUGCAUGCUUGUUAGAGGAAUAGUAUAUUAUUCUUUUAGAAUUUAUUUUAUUCUUUCAUGUAGUAUUCUUUAUGAAUGUAUCUUAUUUUUUCAUAAAUAUUAUAUUAUUCAAUGUCACUUAUCCAAU